AUGCCAAAUUUCUACAAGCUGUUGGCGUCACUUCUACCAGGAGAGUGUUCAAAGGACAAUGGAGGGGGCACAUCGUUGGAUAGGGUCGCAGCUCAAUCCGACUCCAUACAUGACAUGGAGCAGUCCAGUCAUGCUGAUGACUUCAACGUCGAGAGUGAAGAUGCUCAAAUGACGCUACGACCAGGAGAGGUUGAGAAACAUUCUUCGUCUUCUCGGCCUUUUCGCGAGCUUGGUCCUUGUGAUGUGGAAGAUGGUGGCAGUUCCUCUGGCUCUUCCACUGCCUCAUAUCGUUGCCCUCAUCAUGGUCCAUCAUACAGCCCGGAACUUUGUCCAUGCACCCGGCAGAUAUCAAUGUGUUCCUUUAACAGCAUUCGGGGCGAUGUUUGA
Messenger RNA from Marasmius oreades (fairy-ring Marasmius), 387 nucleotides. RefSeq lists its product as uncharacterized. The coding region runs from base 1 to 387 and encodes 128 amino acids. NCBI's taxonomy places the organism in Eukaryota, Fungi, Basidiomycota, Agaricomycetes, Agaricales, Marasmiaceae. The record is from RefSeq and is a predicted model, not a curated record. The transcript is spliced from 3 exons.